Drosophila kikkawai is the source of this 10140-nucleotide messenger RNA. RefSeq names its product Myosin 10A (gene Myo10A). The record is from RefSeq and is a predicted model, not a curated record. Gene Ontology annotation, molecular function: ATP binding; protein binding; cytoskeletal motor activity. Lineage: Eukaryota; Metazoa; Arthropoda; Insecta; Diptera; Drosophilidae. Gene Ontology annotation, cellular component: myosin complex; cytoskeleton.
CUUUCGCUCUCUGGGCCACAAGUGAUCGGCGUUAACCGUUGUUUCAGCGGUUUUUAGCCAUUUCAGUUGCUGUUUGACUGUCGGAGAAGUUUGUUGUGCAUUUUUUUUUUUCGGUGCGGUAAUAGCUGUAUGUGUGAAAGUUGUUUUAACUAGCUGAUCAAUUAGUGGGCAGCUCAUCUGAAAAAACUAUAGUUUUUAAACGAAUUCUACACACCGAGGAACGAAACGCACGCACUGUAUCGCUCAUCCCUAGAAGAUUCCUUGGAGAGAUCGGAAAAUACCCACCAAUUGCAAGCUUCUUUUCAGCAACUUCAGCUGUUUCGUUGCCGAACUCGCCAGUGCCGUGCUAUUUAUAUUUGUUCUAAUUCUGUUCAAUUUCGGUUAAGUUGACAAAAAAUCUGAAAAAUAAAAUAAAAAUUGAAGCAACAAGUCGGCGACACAAACAAGCCAGCAGCGAGUCAGAGUGAGAGAGCGAGAGAAGACGCAGCGACGAAAGAAAUGUAGCAGAAAUCUUCCUCUUCUAAUGUUCUGUGUGCGGUGACGAAGUGACGUUGAAAGCAAGCGAGCCAAUAAGAAGAGGGGCAGGCGACGAGAAGAAGAAAGAGCUCAGAAACACAUAAAAACACCAGCUCACACACACACGCAAGCUGGCCAGAACUGUUAACUGAAACGCGAAACAACAACAAAGCAACAAUGAAUCAACCGGUUUGAAGAGCACCACGCCCCAAACCAAAAAACCCAAAUAUAUCCAUAACCCAGCAGUCCCUACGACCGACUUAAUCCCAGCCAGAGUUCGCCUCCAGGCGAUACACACACAUUUCUUUGGCCCAACGGAAGGCAGGACAGCUGCUGGAGAGAGGAGAGGAGUGGAGAGGAAGGACUCAGACAGCGGGAAAGCGGGGAUCAGCAGCACAGCGGAGCCAUGGACUGGGCCGAAGGUGAUCUGGUCUGGUUCGAUCCGGGCAUGGGCCAUCCCAUACCCGGCGAGAUCCAGGAGGUGCACCGAGCUGCCCAGGUGAUUGUUGUCCAGGCGCUCAUCAAAGGCAAGCCACAGACGUUCGCUUUGCAGCCCGGCGAGGGCAGCCUGCGGGCUCGCCAGGACCUGGGCAGCAGCGGCGUGGAGGACAUGACCCUGCUAGAUGACCUGCACGAGGCGUCGCUGCUUUGGAACUUGCGCCUACGCUACGACAAGGGUCUGAUCUACACAUUCGCCGGCAGCAUUCUGAUCGCCGUCAAUCCUUACAAGAUGUUCCCCGACGCCUACGGCCUCGAGGUGGCCAAACAGUAUGCCGGCCGCCCCCUGGGAUCCUUGCCUCCGCACCUGUUUGCCAUCGGAGCGGCUGCCCAUGCGGCCCUGCCCUCGCCCCAGGUGGUGGUUAUCUCGGGCGAGAGUGGCUCCGGCAAGACGGAGUCCACGAAGCUGGUGAUGCAAUACCUGGCCGCAGUGGUGCCCGGCGGCGGAUCCGCCUCGGCGGUCAUCACCGAGCAGAUCCUGGAGGCCGCACCCCUGCUGGAGGCCUUUGGCAAUGCACGCACCGCCCGGAACGACAACAGCUCCCGGUUUGGCAAGUAUCUGGAGGUAUACUUCAAGAGCGGCGCCAUCGUGGGGGCCAAGAUCACGCAGUACCUGCUGGAGAAGUCGCGCAUCGUGACCCAGGCGCCGGGGGAGCGCAACUACCACGUCUUCUACGAGCUCCUCGGCGGCCUCUCGGAGGCGGAGCGCUCCAAGUACGGCCUGCUGGAGGCGGACAAGUACUUCUACCUGAACCAAGGAGCCACGGACUGUGCCAGCGGUCGCGUCGACUGGGAGUCGCUGCAGGGUGCCAUGCAGGUCCUGGGCGUCUCCGAAGGCGAACGCGAGGGCAUUGUUCGUGUCCUGGCCGCCGUCCUGCAUUUGGGCAACGUUUACUUCCAUCGCCGGCAGCUGCGGCACGGCCAGGAGGGCGUCGAGGUGGGCUCCGAUGCGGAGAUCAAGUGGGCCGCCCAUCUGCUCCACAUCAAUGCCGAGGGUCUGCACCGGGCCCUCACCAGUCGCACCACGGAGGCACGAGCGGAGCGGCUCCACACGCCGCUGGGCAUUGACCAGGCCCUGGAUGCCCGCGAUGCCUUCGCGAAGGCCCUCUACGCCGGCCUCUUCAACUGGCUGGUGUCCAGGAUCAACUCGAUUGUGCAGAAGGGCGGCACCCACGAUGCCCACCGCAUCAGCAUCCUGGACAUCUUCGGCUUCGAGGACCUGGCCGAGAACAGCUUCGAGCAGCUGUGCAUCAACUACGCCAACGAGAACCUGCAGCUGUACUUCAACAAGCACGUCUUCAAGCUGGAGCAGGCGGAGUAUGCCCGCGAGCGGCUAGAGUGGACACCCUUGGCCUGGGACGACAACCUGCCGGUUAUCCAUCUGCUGGCCAAAAAGCCGGUGGGCAUUUGCCACCUGCUCGACGACGAGUCCAACUUCCCGCGUGCCACCGACCUGAGUUUCCUCGAGAAGUGCCACUACAACCAUGCGCUGAGCGAGCUCUAUGCCCGCCCGCGGAUCGGUGCCCAGGAGUUUGGAGUCACCCACUAUGCCGGCCAGGUGUGGUACUGUGUGGACGGUUUUCUGGACAAGAAUCGUGACGCCUUGCGUGGCGAUGUCCUGGAGCUACUCGCCUCCAGCCGCCUUCCCCUGGUUGGGGAGCUGACCAAGCAGCUGCGGGCCCAACGGGAUGCCGGCAAGACGCUGCCCAAGGGCAGCAAUGGUCGCUUCGUUACCAUGAAGCCAAGGACGCCGACAGUGGCCGCCAGGUUUGCGGACUCACUGCAGCAGCUGCUGCAGUCGAUGGGCCGUUGCCAUCCGUGGUUCGUGCGCUGCAUCAAACCCAACCAGGAGAAGCACGCCCUCCGCAUGGACAUGCCGUGUGUGCUGCAGCAGCUGCGCUACCUGGGCAUGCUGGACACCAUCCAGAUCCGGCAGCGCGGCUACCCGGUGCGCCUGCGCUUCCAGCACUUUGUGGAGCGCUACAGGCACCUCCUGGCGGCUCCCCUGGCCCGGGGCACGCCCUAUCGCGAGCUCUGCCGCGCCCUCCUGGAGGCCAUGCCGCGAACGGGCGUCGAGGGUCCGGACUAUCAGCUGGGCGCCACGCGAGUCUUUCUGCGCGAGGCCCUGCACCGGGCAUUGGAGAGCGGGCGCACGGAGCGGCUGCGUCGGGCGGCGGUCAGUGUCCAGCGUCAUGUGCGCGGCAUGCUGGUUCGCCGGCAGCUGGCACGUCGCCAGGCGGCGGCCACCAGGCUCCAGGCACGCUGGCGUGGUCAGCGAGAGCAGCAGCGCUUCGAGCGGCUGCGCAAGGGAGCCCUCACAGCCCAGCGAAUCUGGCGGGGACGCCAGGCCCGAAGGAGGGUCCAGCAGCUGCGAUCGGAUCACCGAAGGAGACAGGAGGCCCGGGAGGCCGCCCAGCGGGCACGCGAGGCCCGGGAGGCAAAGCAGGCGGUGCUGGAGAGGAGCCAGCUGAGCUACCUGGAAAUACCCGCCGAGCUGGCCUUCAUAUACUCGAAGCUGCAGGGCUGGUCACCGCCGCACGGCGACCGGCAUCUGGUCAAGGUGCUGGGCACGGUGCCGGGGCCACCGGCCUCGGCGGUCCAGCUGCCCGAGGAUCUGGGCCAGUUCUCCUUCGGCAAGUUCAGCAGCGUCUACUGCAACGGCCUGAGGCUGCAGCCGCGCCGGGAGCCCAUCACGGCGCCCUUCUUGUCGCGGGCCGCGUCGCGGGACCAGGACUUCCAGGACGCCCUGGCCGUCUUCAAGCUGAUCCUGCGCUGGAGCAACGACAAGUCGCUGGAGGGUGCCAAGGAGAAGCUGCUGGCCGACUAUAUUGUCCACAAGGCCCUGAGCUCGCGCGGAUUGCGCGACGAGAUCCUGGUGCAGCUGUGCAACCAGGUCCAUGGUCUGCCGCCCUCCUCCGUGGAGGCCACACGGCUGUGGCAGCUGAUGGGCCAGUGCCUAUGCUGCUUCCAGCCCAGCGCCGCUUUCAGCAAGUAUCUGAUGCGCUUCGUCGACGAUGAGGCGCCCGCCUCGCUGCGUCCGCUGCUCCUGCGCCAGCUGCUCCGGCAACAGGGCGGCGGCAGCGGCGGCUCCUCGCCCGGCGGCGCCAGUCGCAGCUUUGUGCCCGCCUGGCUGGAGUGGCGUGCUUGGACCAGGGGCUGCGACAUGGCUUUGCCACUGACGCUGCCCGACGAGGCCAGCCAGACGGUGGCCGUGGACUCGUGGACCAGCUGUGAGGAGGCUGCCGCCUUGGCCGUCUCCUCCCUGGGCGUGGCCAGCAGGGGUUGGACCCUGGUCCUGGAUGACGGUCAGCAGCUAACAGACAGCUGCGGAUUGGACUACGUGAUGGACCUGAUAGCGGAGAAGGAGCUGUGUCCGGCCUUCCCGGCUCCCAGGAGCGACCUGCUGCGAUCCGGGGCCAAGUUUGCCAGGACAACGCUGCCGGAGUCGGUCAAGAGACCGGCAGUGCCGCCGCCAGCUCCGCCUACUGCUGGAGCAGGCAAGGAGGAUGUCCCAAGGGAGCGUAGAAGCAGCCGGGAGCUGCUCUCCCGCAGCUCUGCCCUGAACGAACGGUACUUUGAGCGGGAACCCAGCCCCGGAGCUGGCCCAGGAUCGGGUCAGAGCCAGGCCAAGUCGCGAUCCAAGUCCCUGGACGAUCUGCUGGCCGGCGACAUAGCUCCGGUGCCGCCUGAUUGUGACUCCCAGGAGCCGCUGCACACGCUGGGUCUCUCUGAGAGCCGCCUCAACGAUCGCUACCACUCGGCGGAGCGACUGGCUCCAAUGGGCAAGGAGACGGCUCCACGCUACCAGAAGUCCCAGCAUGCCGGCCGCCGCUCCCAUGCCGCCUCCCACGGCUCCCAUUCCAGCAAGUAUGCCGACAAGGCGGAGUACGCCACCCGGUCCUCGGCCAUGUCCGACACGAGCGAGGCUCCCUCGCUGGCCUCGCACGUGCGUCGCGUAAGGGUGCCCUCGCAGGCCUCGGAUGUAGACCAGUUCCUGGACGACCUGUUCAGUCCCGUGCUGGAUGGCUCUCUGGACGAGCUCUCGGAUGCGCGCUCCCUGGCGGCCAGCAUUCGCGGCGGAGGAAUUUAUCAACUGGAGGAGCCCCUCGAGUCGGACAUCGAGAACCUGGAGGACUACAUCAAUGACAUAUUCCAGCCCAUCCAGAGCCUGAAGAAGUUGGCCAGCAAGGAGCAGCUGGCAGUGGCCAUCAAGGGGGGACACCCAGCCCAAUCCGAGGCAGAUUCCGAGUCGGAAAUAGAAGAUCUGGAUGAGUACAUCAGCGACCUGCUGCCCAUGGCCCAGGGCCUGGAAAAGCUUGGAAACAAAGACCAGCUGGCCGUGAGCAUUCGCGGAGGCGGCAGCACGGAGACCAAUGGAGGGGAUCCACUGAUUCACCAACUGAUGCAGCUGCCGGGCUCGGAGACGGAGUCCGCUCCGGGGCUGUACCAGCAGCAGGUGCAGCGCGCCUUCCUGCAGUCGGCCAUGGCCCAGAACCUGCAGAUCCAGCAGCAGCUGCUGGCCCAGAACCAGGCCCUCCAGACGCUGCUCAGCCAGCAGGCGGCGGCAGCAGCGGCGACUACCACAAGCUCCGGCUCACCGCCACCAGCUCCUGGGCUGUCCAUAUCGCCGCCGCCGCCACAAUCACCGCUGUCGCCGCUGCGCAUGAAGACCACCCGGAGCAGCCUGGUGGUGAUGGAGUCAAUGCAGCCGCCGGCCCCUCCACCACCGCCGCCCAUGCCGCCGCCGCUGGAAUGCAAGGACCCAUCGGAGACGCGCCACUUCCUUGAUCCCUAUGGACGGGCCAAGACCGUGAGGAUUGGCAAGUGGCGCUGGCCACCGCCGCAGGACGAGCCCCAGUUCCAGACCGAGGAGGACUUCUUUGCCUUCAAGAUGCGCCAGCAGCAGCGCAAGACAACGCCCCAGGCCCAGCAGCACCACCACCACCAGCAGCAGCAGCUGCUCCUGGCCGGCAGCGGCAGCAAUGGAUCCGGCGGAGCCACCGCCACGGCUAUCGAGUGGGAGGAGUUCGAGAUCGACAGCCCCACGCCGCCGCCAAUGAGUGGCCAGAUGAUGCGGAGCAGCCUGCGCUUGGAGACAACCACCACCACGACUUCCACGGCGGCCAUGAACAGCAGGGAGAGCAGGGACCAUAGGGACACGCAGGAUGUGCCCAUGCAGAGCGUGGUCACCACCAAGUUGGCCAAGAAGAGCUUUGAGAUCGGCGCCGAUCGCCCGCCGCCGGGCAGCGUGGGCAAGCUGAAGCUCAGCUCCGAGAUGAGGCAGCGGCUGGAGCAGGUCACCGCCGGGCACUCGGUCCGCUCGACGGUGUCCACCAAGUCGGAACAACGAGCGCCAGCCAAACUGGAGGAUACCCGCAAGCUCAUGCUGCAGCAGCAGCUGGGCGGGCUCUUUGCCAGCGUCACCUCAGGCGGCAAUUCCGGUCCCGGAGGAGGCUCAGGCGCUGGAGGAGGUGUCAGCGGCAAUGGUACCGACUCCCAUGCCACGGUUCGCACCCAGAUCGAGCGGAUGGAGGGCAAGCUAUCGCCACCGCCGGCUCCUCCCUCUGUCGGCUGGCCGGGAAUGCUGCCGCCGGCGCCCAGUGUGCCAGCACCGCCACCGCCCAUACGGCCUCCGAGCAUGGCGCCUCCAGCUCCGCCACCGGCACCGCAAAGUCCACCCACGGCCAGGAGUCCCGAGCCAGAGCCCGAUUACCGCACCUCGAGCGGUCAGCAGGCGGCCAAGGAGCAUGUGCCGGCCUUCAUCCAGCGCCAGGAGAGAGACACCUUUGGAGCAGUGCGUCAGCAGCAGCAGCAGCAACAGAUGAUGAUUACCAGCCACCACCUGCACCUGCACAUGGACGGCGAGCAUUCGGCUUCCUCCUCGCCGGCAGCCGCCGCUUGGGAGCAGUCGGAGCGGGAGAGGUCGCGCAGCCGGAGUCGCAGUCGCGACCGCGAGGACUACUCCGAGUCGGUGUGGGAUCGGGCAGAAGUGGAGGGCCCCGCCUCGGCCAGUGGCAGCGAGAAGGAGCGCGAGAAGCGGGAAAGAGAGCGCGAGCGUCUCUACGAGCUGCGCCAGGUGGAGCGCGAGCGGGAGAGCCACAAGGUGUACCAGCCGGCGCCGCCGCGGGUGAUCCAAGCCAGCCUGGACACCACCGGAAGACGUGAAGAGCGCGGCGGCGGUGGCGGCGGCAGCGGUUUGGCCACCUUCCGGACACACAUGGCCCAGAAGUACGAGCACGAGCGCAAGCGUAAGAGCUCAGCCAGCUCCGGGAUGCGUGAGGAGCUGGAUUCGAUGCAUGCGAUGACCACGCCGCCGCCCAUAGUGGUGCCAGCGCCAGUGCCACCGCCACCGGUAUCCACCAGCCCCGGUCCGGGAGUGACCACCUCCUCCGCGGGAGUGGGCCUGGGACUGGGAGCGGGGGCAAGCAGUGCCUGCCUGACCUACAACCGGGUGCCUUGGAAGCUGCGCGUGCGCAAGGAGGUCUUCCAGCCGCACGAACCCAUCGGGCCACCGGUGGCCCUGGAUCUGCUCUUCGCUCAGGUCCUGGGCGAUGUCUUCGGGGUGACACCCUGCCUGAGGAUCACGCCGCAGGAGAAGAGCUCUGCCUUGAACAUGCUGCACGGUCAUGGGGUGAGCGUGGACACGCUCUCAGCCCGCAGUAACUCUGGCGCUGCUGGAGGAGCUGGAGCUGGACAGCAGGUGCGUGCUCUGGUGAAGCGCCAUCUGGUGGACAUGGCCCGCGAUUGGCCACUGUAUUUCGCCCGCCUGUUCGCCGUGCAGGGCGCUCCCCUGUAUCCCGACGUGAGCAUCAUGGGCGUUUCGCACAGCGGCUUGUACCUGGCCCGCCGGGAUGCCGACUACCUGAUCGUGGUCCAGGCCAUCUCCUUCGGGGAGAUCCAGAGCGCCGUCACCCUGCCGCGUCCGGCUGCCCUGCAGCUGAAUCUGCGCAACGGCAAGCAUUUGGCGCUCCAUGCCGCCCGGGCAGCCGCCAUACAGUCGAUGGUCACUAGUUUUGUCCAGGAGUUCCGCAAGUCACAAUCGAAGGCCUCGACCCUUUCCUCGGGCGCUCGGGCCGCCGCCCAGACCCUGAAUGUGCCGCUGGAGCGCCUGGAAUCGCGCCAGGCGCACGCCCAGCGUUCCGAGCACACUCAGAACGAGUCCCAGCAGCAGCAGGCGGAGCUGCAUCAUCACCUGCAGCAUCAGCAGCAGCUGGAGGAUGCUUUGGAGGAGCAGCAACAGCAGCAGCAGCUGGUCGCCGAGCACCAUCAGCAGCAGUCGGGUCAGCGCUACAUGAAGCAGCAGAGCUACCUGCAUUCCGCCCGCAAGUCCAAUGCCGGCCAGCAGCAGCAGCAGCAGCCUGCCUCCCUGACCAAUGGCCAGGCUCAUCAGCAGGAGCAGCUUCAGCUGCAGCUCCAACAGCAGCAGCAGCAGCAUCAGUCACAGUCGCUGCCUCACCACGACCUGGAUGCCAACUAUCUGCAGGAGGAGAGCAACGGCGGCACACCGCCCUCGGUGACCAAGUACUCGUUGCUCCAGUUUGCCAUGCAGCACUUCCGCAACGAUCAACUGAGGGACGCCGAUCGGCAUCACGAGCGGCAUCAGUCCUCCGCCGCCAAUCGCUCUUACGCAGAGCUGGUCAAGUGGCAGGGCCAUGCCAUACGCCUGCCGCUGCUCCGUCUGCCCAAUGACCUGGCGCCGCUGGCUUUAGAGUGCUUCGACUGCAUCCUGCGCUAUUGCGGCGACAUACCGCUGGAUCCCGACCUCACCGAGGUCAAGUGCGUUUACACUGUGCUAAUGCACUGUCACAAGUAUCUGGCGCUGCGCGACGAAGUCUACUGCCAGCUCAUGAAGCAGACAACGGCCAAUAGGUCACCCUGUCCGGAUAGCUCGCAGCGCGCCUGGCGUUUGCUUAGCAUCCUGGCGGCAUAUUUUGGCUGCUCGGAUGCCCUGCGACCCUACCUGAUGGAGCAUCUGACUUCGGCCGCCUCGGACAGGCGACGCUCCUGCCAUGGCACCGCCGCCGUCUGCCUGACGAAUCUCCGCAAGACCGCCCGCUGCGGUGGCCGCAAGAAUGUGCCCAGCGUGGAGGAGGUCACGGCCGUAUCCGCUGGACGCUCGGCACGGAGACAGAUCUAUCGAUUGCCUGGUGGAGCCGAAAGAGUGGUCAAUACAAGGUGCUCCACGGUGGUGGCCGAUGUCAUUGCCGAGCUGUGCGCCUUGCUCGGCGUGGAAUCGGAGGCCGAGCAGCAGGAGUUCUCGCUGUACUGCAUCGUCCAGGGCGAUGCCUUCACCAUGCCCCUGGCCGCCGACGAGUAUAUCCUGGACGUGACCACGGAACUGCUCAAGUCCGGCCAGCCCUUCUACCUGAUCUUCUGCCGGUCGGUGUGGCACUUUGCUUUGAAGCGCGAACCGGCUCCCAUGCCGCUGUACGUGGAGGUGCUCUUCAAUCAGGUGGCUCCCGACUAUCUGGAGGGACUGCUGCUGGAGCUGCCCGGCAACGGAGUGCCCGUGCCGGAGAUGGUACGCGACAUGGCCCGGAUAGCGGCCCUGCUGCACCGAGCCGCCGACCUGAGUCACGUCCCUGCCAUGAAGGAGAUCAAGUUCUUGCUGCCCAAGCCGGCGCUGGGCAUACGCGAGAUCCGGCCCGCCCAGUGGGUGGGCCUGGUGCAGUCCGCCUGGCCGCAGGUGGCCAAUCUGAGUCCCGGCCAGGUGAAGGCCCAGUUCCUCAACGUUCUGGCCGCUUGGCCGCUCUUUGGCAGCAGUUUCUUUGCGGUGAAGCGCAUCUGGGCCGAGGAGGGGCCGCAUGUGGAGGAUAACCACAGCCCGAUGUGGCGAGACCUCAUCCUGGCGCUCAACCGGCGUGGCGUGCUCUUCCUGGACCCCAACACGCACGAGACCCUGCAGCACUGGAGCUUCAUGGAGGUGAUAUCCACGCGCAAGGUUCGCUCGGAGGACGGCGCCCUCUUCCUGGACAUGAAGGUGGGCAACCUGAUGCAGCAGCGCGUUAUCCGCGUCCAAACGGAGCAGGCGCACGAGAUCUCGCGCCUGGUGCGCCAGUACAUCACCAUGGCCCAGAUCAGUCAGCGCGACAAGCGGGAGCUCAACUAGGUCCUCGAGCAACGAAC